AUUAUUAAAAAAUUCUUAAUUGUUACUUCACAUCUUAAAAGUCUGUACAAUUGGAGCCAAUUAAGUACAUUUAGGACUUUUAAGGUUCAGAUUUUCCUCCAAAAACAACUCAAUAACAUUUAAAAUAUGGCAGAAGAUAUAGGUAAUGAAAUUAUAAAUAAUUCGACGAAUGAUUCUUCAAAAUUUCUGGCUCUCAAGAUUAAAACUAGUAUUUUAAAACAAGAAAACAUUGACGAACAACAAAAUAUUUUAGAAAAGAUCAGUAAGCUGGGAUUUGCUGAAAGAUUUAAAAAUUUAGGAAAGAAAAUUCACGAGGAGACUUUUAACGUGUUAAAGGAAGAAUGCCAGAAAUUGAUAGCAGAGAUGAUAACAAAUGAAUUACAAGAUCCCGAAGAAUUUAAGAAGAAAGCGAUUCAAGAUGCUUUGAAAAAGUCUGCUGUCGAAUUGAAAAAGUAUCUCCAAGAAUUGCAAAAUAAACACGAAAUGAAUCAGCAGAAAAAAAUAGCUAAACUUGAGGAUAAAUUAAAAGAAGAAUUUCAACCUAAAUUAGAAAGUGAAAGAAUUCGAGGUGAAAAAUGUUUAUCUAAAGCCUUAGAAGAAGCUCAAGAACACUUUCGAGAUCAUUUAAAAACAGCCAUUCAACAAGCCCAAGAAAAAGAAAGGAAGAUAGGCGAAGAGAAUAUCAGAAAAAUGAAAAGAGAGUUCGAAGAUAGAUUAGAUGCGAUAAAUCACAAUUCUUACAACGAUAAACAAAAAUCUUUAAAUAAGCUUCAGAAUGUAUUGCAGAAAGAUAUAGACGAAACCGUCAAACAAGUCAAAAUGGAAGAAGAGAACAACACGAAAUCAGAAGUAAAAAAUCGAAGAGAAGAAUACGAAAAAUAUAUUAAAAUGGAGGAGAUGAAAGCCGACAAAGUCAAUAAACAUAUACAGCAAUUGGCACAACAAUUAAAGCAGACAAUUCACAUGAAGUCAUUAAUAGAUUCUGAGAUAAUGAAAGUCAGACAAUCGUUAUCUCAGUUUAUUAAACUGGCUAAUAGAACAGAAACGGAUCCCGUUUACAAAGCUAAAGUUGGAGAAAUCUUGAGAUCUGCAAACAUGCAAUACGUCUAAUUCGUUGUUUUUUUCUUUCUUUAAAUAAAUUCUGAAUGCCGUUAAAUCACAAUAAAGAAAUUUAAUUUUAA
Molecule: messenger RNA, 1181 nt
Organism: Centruroides sculpturatus (bark scorpion)
Lineage: Eukaryota; Metazoa; Arthropoda; Arachnida; Scorpiones; Buthidae
Exons: 6
Coding region: 127-1110 (327 amino acids)
Source: RefSeq, a predicted model, not a curated record